UUGGGUGAAAUGCAGCCUUGGCUGUGUUACUUGUUUUUAGUGCUCUGAAAAGGAGGGAUGUGGAGCGAAACAUGGCAACAAAUCACACAACAAAAGGAACUCCUCUUCGCCAGUUUGGUCUGAAUCCACACAAGUUGUUGAGCGCUUCCCGGGGCCCUUUGGGGCCCAAGAAGAGGAUGCAUCGUGGUGGGGAUAAGGACUUUCAGAUAUCAGCGCGAAAAAUGGGCACAUCCUUGCUUUUCCAGCUGUCAGCUCAUGAAAGAGAGCUGGAUUUGGUAUUUCUGGACCACAGCUAUGCCAAGCCAUGGAACGCCCACCCAGAUGCCAGCAGCGCCCGGCCCACAAGGACGCUGUUCGUUACCCCUCGUCGCCAACCUGAAGCCUUGUCAGACUCAGAUUCUGUAAUAGAUGUGGAAAGAGUCACACCAACACCUGUUCCUCUGUAUGAUAAUCAGAAAGCUCUUAGUGUGAUGAAGGAAUGUGAGCGACAUGUUCUGUUUGCACGCACGGUUGCUGAGAGCCCUCCCCCCCCUGAAGACUGGGAGGAACACAUAAACAAGACUGGAUGGUCAGUGGCCCAGAACAAACUGUUCAAUAAAGUCCUUAAAGCUCUGCAAGCUGAGAGACUAGCCCGCCUGGCCAAUGAAAAUGCUUCCAAUGAGCCAAUUUUGCGAAGGAUAGCUGUGGACAAGUGUGCCAGGAAGGUGCGGCAUGCAUUAGCCAGUGUGAACUGGGACACCAAACUGACGCAGUGGUUACACACUACCAUGAUUGAAUCCUUAAGUCUCGCCAUGCUUGCUGCUUACCUGGAUGUGCUGCAGACUCUCAAAAGCAAGCUGCCCUUGCUGAUUGACAGAAUGUUGCUGACAUCUGCAAAGACUGGCGCUCCAAGUGCAGAGGCCCUGUCACUGCUCCUGAAACGGCCCUGGGACCCAGCUGUUGGAGUCCUGUCUCAAAACAAACCGAGUAAGCUUCCUGGAUCCCCACUCAUCCUAAUUGCCCCAUCAAGCCCAACCAAUCCUGCCCUCUCUACCUCGCGGCGAAUGAGAUUCUGGCAGUCGCAGCUCUCUUGUUUGGGAAAGGUCAUCCCAGUGCACAGUCAUGUGAACAGCGGAGCAAAUAUUAGCAUCACACAGUGCCUAGAGCACAUGUUGGGCACUGUCAGGGCCAAGGUCAUGGAGGUUCACAGUCACUUCCCCCACAAACCCAUUAUCCUGGUUGGUUGGAAUGCUGGUGCUCUCAUCGCUUGUCACGUAUCCCUUAUGGAGUAUCUGACCGCUGUGGUGUGUCUCGGCUUCCCCCUGCAAACAGUCAACGGGCCAAGAGGGGAUGUGGAUGACCCACUGCUGGACAUGAAGACCCCAGUGUUGUUUGUGGUUGGCCAGAAUGCUCUGCAGUGUAGCAUAGAAGGCAUGGAGGAGCUCAGAGAGAAGUUGAGGGCAGACAACAGCAUGGUGGUGGUGGGAGGAGCAGACGACAACCUCAGAAUCAAUUCAGCAAAGAUGAAAUCAGAGGGGCUGACACAGACCAUGGUGGACCGCUGCAUUCAGGAUGAGAUAGCUGACUUCUUGUCCGGUGUCCUCACACGGGCAGAGGGCCACGGCCAUGGCUCAGGGGAAAUGAGGGACCUGGACACAGAGAAGAAGAAAAGGCCUCGCCGGGAGCUUCCCUUUGACAUGGAGAGAGGACGACCUUCCUCCCCUGCGCUUAGAGUUCCCAUCUCACCAUCAGGUUCAGAGGAUUUGUCCAGUGUCUGUAGCAGUCCCACUUCAAGUCCCAAACCCAAGACAUCUGGUCUGUCUCCAGCACAGAAGUCCAGUCUGAUCACAGCAACGCAACUCCUCAAGACACACAUGCAGCGCUCUGGCACAGUACUCACUCACAAGCAGGCUCAAGCUCAGUUUGCUGCUUUUAUGAAACAAAACAUGCUUGUGAGGAAAAAUCUUCCUCCUGGCACCCCUCCUUGUAUUUUUGUGCCAGUAACCAGUGAUCAGAUGGAGGGCCUGGACAGAGAUGAACUGAGGUCCCAUGGCAAGAGGAGGCAGACGCCUAGUCCCACGCCAAGCAAAGCCUCCAAGAGAGCCAAGAUCAAGGUCACCAUUGUUUCCCAAAGCGAGUCAGCAGGGGGCACCAUCAACCCUGCUGCGCAGGAAGUGGGUGUCUCUGCGAGGCCCUUAACAGUGACAGUGGGACAGACUGUGGCUGGAGCCAAGGAGCUCUCUGGACUUCUUACAGGUCAUCGGUCUGGUAGUCUCUCAGAGGUGUCUGGUGCCCUGUCCCCAGGCUCCAGCUCAUUCAACAGUGUGCAGCCUUGCAUGGUGUCAGGGUCCUCCACACCAGUCCAGGCGCAAGCUCCGGCCACUGCCCAAGCGCCUUCCGCCAGCAGUCUGCUACAAGGCCUAAGUUUCAGUCUUCAGGAGAUCGUCACCAAAACUCCUAGCUUGCCCUCCACAGCAGCCAACACAGGCAGCACCCAGGCGGUUUGUGGCAAGCCCCAGGGUCAGGUCCUGAGCUCCAUCGGUACCAGCAGCAGUACUCUGCUCCGGGCGGUGCCUGUGGUCACCACAGGAGGAGUGGCUAAAACCACUGCCAUCCACCAGCUGCUCACCAAUGGCGGGCUGGCCAAACUUGCCAGCAGCUUGCCCGGCUUGGCGCACAUCACCAAUCAGACCGCUGGGCAGAAAGCCCCCACUUCGAUAACGGUGACCCUUCGAGGAGCACAGCCAAGUAGAGUGGGAUCUCUCAGCCAAGCUGGUGAGGUUGUGACGCCAGCUCUCACCCAAGAGCCCAAGCAGUGAAAAUCUCGGCUCACGGUUUCCAUGUGGCGAUACACCUGAUGUAAGCUUGCUGCUGUGCCAGAGGCUAUUGGGAGCCAGCUGAUGAGACGAUGAACGUACCGCCUCACAUCCUCCAGAGAGCUCCCCUGUCGAGAUGGCUGGAAAAGGCCAGGCAGUCGCUGUCGGCUGUGGCUGAGCCGCUGCGACGCUUAACCUCUAUGUACAGAUGGGUAGCACCGACUCUACUAACACUGCAGUGGUGGUCUUCAUGCUACACUCUGUGCUCUCUUCUUACACCUUUAACUUUAAUUCGCAAAUUCUGACAGCCAGAUAUACGACAUGUCAUGUUAUCCUCUAGGGAGGAAAAUGAUAUCGUGUGAGGAUAAACUGCAACCUAUCUGGACUGUGAUAAUGCCCCUGUACAGCCUACAAAAGGACAGACGUGCAACUCUUGAUGCUGACUAUACACCUACAUCUCAACAAAAAAAAAAAAAAGAUUUUAAAAUAAUCUUUAGCUUUGUAUGCGUGUACAUUCAGUUUAAAUCCCUUUGUCAUUAUCUCUUUUAUCACUGAUAAGUAUGAUUAACAGGAAUGUCAGCGUGUGUGUGGAGCAUUUUGAUGUCACAACUGGAUAACUCCGUAUUUGUGAGAUAACUGCAUUUGAAUGAUAGUCAUGGCUUCAGUAUUAUUCAUCACAGUAAUUAUGUUGACAUCAUUACAGUAUUUCAACUUCACCGUAUGACAAAUUUUCAACGCUAAUUACAUGUCAUUAUUAUAUUAUAUGCCAGUACACCUGUGCAAUGCUCACUUUGAAUAAUAAGCACUCAAAAGGCUGCAAUACAUGAACGGGACAUGUCUGUCAGUAUUUAUGAUGAACAUUAUUUGUUACAAAUGUUUCCUCUAUAACCUCAUGUUCCAUAGUCUGAACUACUGUGUACGGCAAUAUUUCCCAUCUGCACUGUGUCAUCACUUCGCUGUAGAUGGACUUUUUGUUUGAAACUGCCACAGUUUAAAAAAAACCUAAAAACUUCUGAUUUGCCUGAAGACACUCAACUGUGUUCCCUGUUUGCUAAUCUAAAUAUUUGGUCCUGUGUGUUCAACACUUGCAGCAUUUAGCAAGCUAAGAAACUCCUCUUAUUCAGAAUACAAUGAAGGCGCUUGCUCUCAUGCAUGAUAGUUAUACUGCCGUGUUUACAGCAACAGCAUAAAUACAGCGCACUCAUCUCAGCAGACAUCCUGUCUUAAAUUCCUCACAUAGGCAGCAGUCAGAUGAGAUAAAGAGAGGAGCAUGUCUCUUCUGUCUUAUAUAAGCUUUGUAUGUAAUAGGCAGAGCUGCUGGCAUAGCUUCCCAUCAUCAGCUGCAGUGGAUAUUCAAGCAAUCCAUCCGAGGUCGCUCCAUCCAAUCUCCACCACGUAUUAAUGGCAUGAAAUUAGCAACAGUGUGAUAAAUUGAGAAGACACUGAGGGAAUACUUUAAUUUAUCUCCUUUCUGAAUACGUUUGGUUGAUAUUUACUCUGAGUUAAAUUAGAAUGGAGCCUAAAAGUAGGACCAUAAGCUUUGACUCUGAUAUGUACUGAAUACACAGUGCAAUGCGGAUGCCAGUAAUAUACUUUACAUUAGUUGUACAAGUCAGAGGAAAAUGUUAUACGCAGGAUUGUCCGUUAAAUUAACAUUAAACUAGAACUAACUGUGCAUAGAAUAUAUUUAUACUCACAGGUACAGGUGAAUAACAAUAUUAACAAUAGUCCAUAUACUUUACACUACGUAUGUACAUCUGUUUACAUACAGAUAUUUAUCUAGACAGUAUUGGGAAAAUGAAAAACAAAUUAAUCAGUAAUAAAAUAGAUGUGAUUAAUUUAUUAAUGUUAUAAAUAAAUGUAGGCUUUUUAAGUCCAGGUGAGCAGACUGUAUAUGAUGCACCUGAGGCUUCACUGCCAGACACCAACCUUGUAUGUUUAUUUACUUUUGACUUACAAUGUCUUCGUGUAAUGUUCCGUACAUCGCCAACAGGGGGCGCUCUAAUCACUUCAAUUUGCUCGUGACUGCUUAUACUGUAUGUGAGUAAAGCAUAUUACUGAAAGGUCAA
Molecule: messenger RNA, 4864 nt
Organism: Siniperca chuatsi (mandarin fish)
Lineage: Eukaryota; Metazoa; Chordata; Actinopteri; Centrarchiformes; Sinipercidae
Gene: kansl3
Product: KAT8 regulatory NSL complex subunit 3
Exons: 22
Coding region: 72-2798 (908 amino acids)
Biological process (GO): positive regulation of transcription by RNA polymerase II
Cellular component (GO): NSL complex
Source: RefSeq, a predicted model, not a curated record